Messenger RNA from Rhinolophus ferrumequinum (greater horseshoe bat), 3699 nucleotides. RefSeq names its product FLYWCH family member 2 (gene FLYWCH2). The record is from RefSeq and is a predicted model, not a curated record. The transcript is spliced from 3 exons. NCBI's taxonomy places the organism in Eukaryota, Metazoa, Chordata, Mammalia, Chiroptera, Rhinolophidae. Bases 366 to 791 code for a protein of 141 amino acids.
CUUCAGAAUUGCCGACGCCCCGCCCCUGCGCGCCGAUUGGUUUGGUAGCCAGUUCGGUGCUGCACAGGGAAGACCUGGAGAAGCGGAGUUUGCCCAAGGAAUGGGCCCCUGCGGCACUACUGCGCAUGUUUGAGCCGUGACCCUAACUUGAGGUGACUGCCCGAACUGAGGCGGGGGCCUGGGGCACGGAAGCUGAGGGACUUGCCACGGCUCGGUCGUCGGAGAGGGAGGGCUCCGCUGCCGUCGCCGCCCGACCGGUGCCUGGACAGAGCCCUGGACUGCCAAGUUCGUUGCCAGGGAAGAAGAGGAAAAAUCCAUCUGCUGGGGCCUGAGUGUGGCCUUGGGGACAGGCCAUUGGUCCCGAAAUGCCCCUGCCUGAGCCGAGUGAGCAGGAGGGCGAGAAUGUGAAGGCCGGCCAGGAGCCAUCCUCUGAGUCCCCUGAGACGGGCACAGAUGUCGUCCCCGCAGCCCCCAGGAAGCCCAGGAAGUUCUCCAAACUGGUCCUGCUGACGGCCUCCAAAGACAGUGCCAAAGUGGCCGGGGCCAAGCGCAAAGGAGUGCACUGUAUCAUGUCCCUGGGGGUGCCCGGCCCUGCCACCCUCGCCAAGGCCCUCCUCAAGACCCACCCUGAGGCCCAGCGGGCCAUUGAGGCGGCCCCUCAGGAGCCGGAGCAGAAACGCAGCAAGCUGGACACAGACGGAAAAGAAGACGGAAAGUUGGCAGGGUGGCCUGCCCCCCGUCCUGCAGUGGACAGGGAGGAGUCCACCAUGGGGCCCCGUGAGGCCCUGUAACCCAGACAACAGCAGGCGCAACCAUGGUGGGUCAGUGAACUUGGCUGUGACUUCUGCUUGGGGCCCUGUCCCUGACUGAUUUUCAUUCUCAGCAUUGUGUAAUUUUUUUCAGCUCAAAGCAUAGGUUACUUUUGUAAGCAGAGGAAAAAAAAAUUCAAAACAGAGAAUAAAAGAAGCUGUAUGCUAGAUCCCAUUGUGGGAUUGUGAAACUUCCAAGAUUCUGGAUGCUCUGAGGCCCAGCUCCAACACCACCACCCCUGGGCACCUCCACCUCCCCUCCAGGCCUCACCUGGCUCUUCUUCCCCAGAGCUGCCUGCGCUGGGCCAUCUCUCAGACCCAGGGGGGCUCAUGGAGGCCUCCAUCUUCCAUGGCCUCAUAUCCCUGGCUAUCCUCAGCCUGGAAUACCAACCCCUGGCCCAGAGACUACGUGGGGUCUCUGAAGUUCCCCUUCCUACUGCCUUGGUCUGAAAGGGGGGCAGUGGGACCUCCAGCCCUAACCCCCCAGGAAGCUGAUCUAGCCCCUCCCUGACUCUCCUUCCAGGGCCGGUCUCCCUACUGGAGCCUCAGAAAACUCACCUCCUCUAGGCAGCCACACGGGACUGACAGCGCCCCUGCACAGGAGCUCUGCUGUCAUGGUGGCCCAGGGUUCUGCUGAGGAGGGGGUGGGCCUACAGUCUAGCGGUGGGGACCAACAGAAGUUAAUGGUACUCCUAUCAUGUUCCUUCUGGAUGGUUUGGGAGCUGAGGGAGAUGCCUGGGAACCUGAGCCCCUCUCCAGGCUCUGAGUGCUGCCCCUGCGGGAGAAGGAGGUGAAGUUCCCCUCUAACCUGAAGUCAAGGUCCCCCCCAACCCUGGAAGCUUUCACUAGAAAGGCUUCAGCCUUGUGUAGUCCUUAUUCUUUGAAAACAGCCACCAGGUGCAAGGAAACGGAUUAUUUUUAAACUAUAAAGUUUAGUGGCCUUAUGUUUUGGGUUUUUUUAAGGAGGGCACAGCUCACAGUGGCCUAUGUGGGGAUCGAACCGGCAACCUUGGUGUUAUUAACACCACACUCUAACCAACUGAGCCAACCCGCCACCCCUAGAGGCCUUAUGUUUUGAAAUAUUUUUUAAAUAUAAUCAGUGUGGACUCCCUCUUAGGAGAAUGAGGUACUCAGUAUGUUUUUCUUGCCAGCUCUCCAUUUUGCUGUUAUUUUUACAGAACGUUUGUUUGUAACAGUUAUAUUCUGUAACCAUAAUUUGAGACCUUCCUUUGUCUUAAUUCUAUAUGUAAAUAGAUUUCCCUUACCCACCACUUUCUCCUUUCCUGAGUUCUGAGUUGUCCUCUUGGUGGGCUGGUUUUGUCCCAUGGUAAGAACACAGGAGGAGUUGCUCAGGAUCUAACGUGUGAUGGUGGAGUGCCACCAGGGGAGCAACUGAAGAAGAGGACAUGAGGCGAGGGGACAGGCAAGGUGACUUCGUGCCACUCAGCCUGGUGUCCAAGCAGCCCUGGCCUGGGGGGUCAGAGGAUUGACUGGCCCAAUCACUGGACAGGGUCCCACUUUAGUAUGGCACCAUUGACUCCUCCUGUUGCUGCUAGAGAAGCCAUGGGUUGAGCUGGCACUCGGGUCCCCAGUGAGGGGGCCUGGCUGACAGGGUGGCCCCUGGAGGCUGCGUGGGGGUAGCAGCAAGGGCCCACCUCCCUCCUGGGGCCUGAGUAACCAGUGACGCCGGUCAAAUUUUGUAAGACAUUUCUAAUGAAAAAAUAUUACAAAUGUCGUACAAAAUAUUACAAGUAUUACAGUAAUCCACCAUCUAGAGAUAAAUCUACAAUCCAUAUUUUUUAUAUUCAGAAAAUUGGGGUGAUAAAGCUCGUACUUUUUCUUAACAGAUUACAAAUGUCUAACAUCCUUUUACUGACUGCACAACAUACUACUACAGGGGUGGGUGAUAGUUCGUCCAACCAUUCUAGUUCAUCCAGCAUCCCUUCUGAUUGCUGGAUGAUCCCAGUUGUUUCCAGAUUGUUAAUAAUCCUUUAAACAGCUUUGGGUUUUCCAAGGACAAAGCUCUAGAAGUAAGAUUGCCUGUGAAUACCUGGCUCUCAGACAUCCUGCCAACACCCGGUACUGUUACUGAAUCACUUCCCCCAAAUUCAGGUUCAUGUGCCCGAUGCACUGGCAAGCCAAAACACUGAGACACCAGUGGCCGGAGAGAGGGAAAGGUUUAUUUGAUUUGGCCAAAGCAAGAGGACCGGCGAGCACUAUCUCUCAAAUCCAUCUUCCUCAAAAAGCAAAAGUUGGGAGUUUUUAUGCAGCUAGGGAGUAAGGGAGCGGGAGUUUCAGGGAACCAAGGCGGGAAGUCUGUGUUUCUUCAAUCACAGAUAACAUUUUGUGCAGCCAGACUCCCGGGCAGCAGCAGUUAGUCUCUACUUUCUUAAAGGCAUUUAUUCCUUCUACAAAACAAACUCAACUCCUCCUUGACAAAGAAAUAGGACGUCAGCAACACAAAAUUAUAUUGUGAGAACAAGGGGUGCUUGGUCGAAGAACCCCAAUUCAGCAAAACAUCUCAUAAUUAUGUAUCAGUGAUGUUAUCUUAAAGCAAAAAGCAGAAACUAGGCAUCUUGUGACAUUAUUUAAGCUAUCAUUGUUUUUGCACUUAACUAGCUAUAUUUUUCUAUUAUCUCAAGCUAAGUGUACUUUUAAACAUUUCUCCUGGAACUUGCUUUAUAAGCAGACCUUCAGAACAUGACUAACAUAUUUUCUUCAUCUUUGACUAUAAGCUACGUACAUGACAACCAAAGUAAUUGAAACAUUUAGUUAAAGCCUAUACCUGUAACUCCAGACUCCACCAUCUAAUACCUAAACAUGUUUAUUGUUAACUGUCGGUUUCAGUACUAUCAUUAAAAAGAAAAUAAUAAUAGUACCCACCACUUCA